ACACGCGGAAAUAGGAACCACGAUAAGUCGACGAGCCCAAUCAAUUACGCGUUGCUAGGCAACCCGCGAUCAAAGUAUAACGUACAGGUGCAUCAAAAGCGGCUUGGUAGCAGAAUAAUGUUUAUAACACGCAUGUUGUAAACAGCAGUAGGGUCGGACCAUUCACAUAACCCUGAACUCGAUACUGAGUGCCGUCGCAUAGCAUUUAUCACCAUUUCAGCAUAAAACCAGGAGCAAUAUAUAAAAAUGCCCGACUCUGCAGCAAAGAAGACAAAAAAGCAACCCCGUGGCCCACCGACACCUUCUGUCGAACAAUUGGAAGAGUUGGAGAAGAAUUUCUUAUUAGAUUGCAUCGCAAUUGACACGAUAGCCAAAGAUUAUUCCAUGGCACAGCCGAAACUUGGACCAGCUAUCCCGGGGUAUAAUUCACAAAAGGACAAACAUGUUGAUUUAUAUUUCACAAGAGCUCAAGUUAGCACGACACUGAGGAAGACGGAACAGGACAAAGGAGGCACAUCAAUUGAUGGACCAGUCAUCGACCGAUUCAUUGAGUCGGGAGCAGGGUAUAAGUACCUCCACGCACGUAACCAAGCACCUGGAGCUGCCAAAGCUGGACACUGUAAAGACCAAGUAAAUGGUCACGCCCAAUUCCUCCAAGAUGCCAAACCCAUCUUUGGUUACCAUGGUGAAUAUGGAUACAGGAGAAACAGUCCAUGGCUGAGGAAGAUGCCUUCUCCCUUUGGUGUCGACAUUAGAUCCCCAACUCAUUGAAAAAUGUAGUAUUGAAGAGGCCCAUUUUCAUUAUCCCACCUAGCAUCCUUUACAGUCAUCAAGUGAAUUCCAAGCCUGAGAAAUUUGAGUAUGAUAAUAGGCAAUAUGGGUUUUUGUUGCAGGUUGUAGAGUCUUCGGAAUGGAAAAAUAAUAUAGUGUGUUUUACUGGAUAUAUUUAAUAAUUGUUUUAUAUAUAAAACACCUUCUCAAGCAUAGAAUGGUCUGAAAAUUCUAGGAUAUAAAAUCUUGUCAGUAGCUUUCUAAUAUCCAAUUUCUAAAUAAGUGCUCAAGCAGCUACUAAAAUAGAAACCUUACAGAGAGGUUGCUAGAUUUAAAUCUAAAUCUUAACAGCUGGUAAAAAAAAAUGUCAUAUUUAAAUUCUAAUGGGGGAAAAUGCAUUCGACGACUAUUACGCUUUUGCAACAUUGUUAUAUUCUGAAACCGAGUAUAGAUCAUAUUACUGACCUUUACCAAAGCGAAAAGACAGACUGAUUAGAAAAUUACUUUUCUAAGAAAAUCAAAGGGUAUAUCUUUUAAGCCUAGUGUAGAUUACUACGCUGUACCAUAUGAUUAAAAAGUCAGUUGGACCUGGUAGAAUUGUUUUUUAUUUAGCCCUCCCUUUUCUUGUAAGUAUGUAAUCCAUUUCUUCCAACAUGGUGAUUAAGCUCCUAAGUGCAUGUGUGUGUAUUAAAUUGUCAUACGAGUAAGGAAUUAUUGUAGUAGCAUAUGUACUCGUGUAGCGAUAAAGCUCGACAUAUGAUUUUGUUGUUGCCAUUUUAUGUGCUGUUGAUUAUUGUUGUAUACAUGUAAUGAACAUAUGUACCAGUAUUGUUUUGUUAUUUAUUGUAGUUUAAAAUAACGAUCAAGCGGGUCUUGAUUGUGAUGAUUGCAUUAAUACUAUUAUAAAAUAAGAAGCAUCAUGUUAUUGUGAUGGAUUUACUAUAAAAUAGGUGACAUGACAUUUUCUCUGGUCUUAAUAUCUCAGAGCUUAGGGUUAGAGUUGGGAGUUUGUGGUUCAGAAUAGUGCAAACGUAAAGAUAAGGUUUUAUUUAGUUUACAGAGCUGCCAAGUUGUAUUUUGCAUUUUCAGUAUUCUUAUCUCCCAAAAUCAGUAUUUUGACAUAAAAAAUCAGUAUUUUUACCGUGUGAGAUAAAUAUUUUGUAUUUUUCCCCAAAAAAGUGUAUUUCAUAAUAAAAUGCUUGGCGCACUUGCCCAUCACGGCGCUCAAGCUGCAUGCAAGCUAAAAUGUGCACUGCUCUUGCAGAUGAAAAAAAAAAAACAUUGAAACUUGUGUAUAUCUCACCCUGGUUUUUACAAAAUAAUUGAAAAAAAAACAAGUUACCUGAAAUUACAUUGAUCUAAUAACCAUAUUUGUGUACGUUUCAUGAAAUAGAGACAUAUAGAGAUGAUUUUUCUCAAUAAAUUUCGAUUUUGUAAAAAAAAAAAAAAAAAAAAAAAAAAAAAAAUUUUGGUUGCAAAAACGUACUAAAUACGGAAAAAUCGUACUACUUGGCAGCUCUGAGUUUAGGAGUUAAAGAUUUUAGGUUUGGUUUAACACACAGAUUUUCCACCGGAGCAAAUGUCAUGGAACCAGAAAUUAUGAGGAUUUGAGUGAUUUUUUUUUUCAACUUACAGGGGAAGUUCAGAACUUAUCACAAUAUAAACUUCCCCUUUAAUAAUUGCAUUCGAUUUUCAACACUAUAAAUUUGCCUUCAAUAUGUUGUUGAUUCUGUGUUUGAUUUUUCAAAUAAUGCACUAAAUCAUUCCUACAUUAAAUAAAAGUAAAAUUCUUUGAGACGAAAAUCAGACAGUGCAUUUUGUCAAAAGCUCAACCCCCUCGUUUCUUUGUGAGGCUGAUAAUUCAAAUAAAACAAAGUGUGUGUGUUGUUGUUGUUUUUUCCUUUGCCGAAUCUUAUUUUAUUUUCAUACUCCCAAAUAAAAACAAUAACAAAUACAAA
This is a messenger RNA of Lytechinus pictus (painted urchin), 2729 nucleotides long. RefSeq names its product sperm microtubule associated protein 1-like. The record is from RefSeq and is a predicted model, not a curated record. Bases 247 to 771 code for a protein of 174 amino acids. Lineage: Eukaryota; Metazoa; Echinodermata; Echinoidea; Temnopleuroida; Toxopneustidae. The transcript is spliced from 3 exons.